Messenger RNA from Conger conger (European conger), 3645 nucleotides. RefSeq names its product Ras association domain family member 9 (gene rassf9). NCBI's taxonomy places the organism in Eukaryota, Metazoa, Chordata, Actinopteri, Anguilliformes, Congridae. The transcript is spliced from 2 exons. The coding region runs from base 130 to 1383 and encodes 417 amino acids. The record is from RefSeq and is a predicted model, not a curated record. Gene Ontology annotation, biological process: signal transduction.
UCAGAAUUGGCAAACUUUUUUCUCCUGUCCGGUUUUGUACUGGGCUAUUUCGAGUUACCUUAUAGUCCUCGCUAUGUCGGCUUUUUGACUUGAAGACCCGGGACAGUUUGUAGAGUUUUGAGUGUUGCCAUGGCACCAUUCGGAAGAAACUUUCUUAAAGCACGAUUGAGAAACAGGUCUGAAAGCAAAGACAAAGCCCUGCCAGCCGGUGAGGAGAUCCAAGUGUGGGUGUGCCAGGAGGAGAAGGUGGUGUGCGGGGUCUCCAAGCACACCACCUGUGUAGAUGUGGUUCAGGCCCUGCUGGAAGACCACAAGACCGCUGCGGAGGACAAGAGGUCCCUGCAGGGAGAGCCCAAGGAGUACUGCCUGGUGGAGAGGUGGAAGGGUUUUGAGCGGGCUCUCCCUCCGCUCACCCGGAUCCUCCGGCUUUGGAAAGCCUGGGGAGAUGAGAAGUCCUUCGUGCAGUUUGUUUUAGUGAAGGCCAGUGAGUCUGCAUCGCAGUCCUCCGAGUCAAAGGGGGCGUUGUCAAAAUCAAAAGGAUCAGAACAAGGCCCGGCCCAGUAUGUCAAAUCGCUGCCUGUGGCCAGGCAGAAGAGGAUGGUGAGAAAGGCUUUUCGGAAGCUGGAGAAGAUCCGCAAGGAGAAGACGCCCGCCCGGGACAGAAAUGAGGGUGGGGUUGCCGGCUUGGUCCAGCUCAUCAUCGCUCAGGAUAACACAAUCCAGCAGCAAAUCCACAGAAUGAGAGAGCUGGACCUGGAGAUUGAGCAGAUCGAGUGGGAGCUGUCGGCCAGUCCUCUCUCGAGCUUCUCCGACCAAACCGACGGGCAGCUUCAGGAGCACCUGUACUCCAGCGACGGCAUGGAGCAGCUGGAGACACAACUGAGGAAGCACAGGGACCUCAUCCAGAAGCUUUCCUGUGAUAUCGAUUCAGAAAUAAAGAGCAGGUGUGUCACUGGCAUCCAGGAGCCACAGGGGGCAGCGGCGAGCAUGGAUUCGGAUGCAGACGAUGAUGCCGAGCUGGAGAGGCUGAGGCGGGACUUGGAGUGUAGCAUGCGUCAGGGUCUGGCCCUACAAGUUCAGGUGACAGAACUGGAGAAGGAGCUGAAUGAGAACAAGGGAGUGCUCAGCUCAAAGAGCCAGGAGUGUGAGCACUUGGCAGUGCAGCUGAGCUGUCUGUGCACGGCGGAGAGCGCUGAAUAUACCGUGUCAGAUGGCCUGAGGAGUCAGGCUCGGAGCGGUAGUGCACAGAGCAAGCUGGGUCUGAUCCAAUCACAGACAGAGGCUGCGGACACCGACUCUGACACAGGAAUAAGCUCCACCCACAGCCAGGACUCCCUGUCACCCUACGGGGAUAUCCCUCCACCUCUGGACACAGACGUGUAAUCAGUUCUUCAAAAAGAAACUUGUGAUUGAUCCAUGCAGUGUUACAACAUUCCUUAAAGCUAGAGACAAUAUUCCAACACCUUCCUUAAUCCGGUUCUCAAUGUGCUUCUUUUGCUGCUCCGUUCUAUUUGCAUUUGUAAAUCUCACCAGGAUGUGCUCAUUAGCAUUUUUAUUAGAUUUUUUUUAUCCUUUUUAAUAUUUAUAACUUUUGAAGGUCCCAUAAACAAAUGUCCUUUCAGCAAUGGAAAACCAAAAAAUUAAUAAGCAUGUUUUUUGAAUAGUUCGUAAAUUCUUUUAAAAUAUGAAAUGUAUAUAUUUUCAAAAAAUAUUUUAUAUUUUAAGGCUGUAAUUUGCAAACAUUCAGCUGUUGCAGUGUGCUGUACAUAUCUAUUCACAAUCCAACAAGAAACGCUAAGCUUGUUGCAGAAAUCCAUAUUCAUAAGUUGUCAGGUGAAUGAAAAUGACUUAUUUUAUAUAUGGUAAUAUAACCUGUAUUUGUUAUACCUACUGAGAAGUGCUGCAUAAAACAACCCGUGGAAUGUCCAUACAAUGUAAAACACAGUAAUGUGCUUUCUCUGUCAUGGAGAAAUGUUUAAUAUAUUUAUAUCUCUAAUACGAAGAGUAACUUGACCAUACAUGUUGUUGUAUAUUAAUACACAUCCUAUUUUUCUUUUCAGAUUAUUAGUUCAAAUGUUUUUUUAUUUAAAAUAUUAUAUUAUAUACAGUGUAUUUUAGCAUACAAAUGUAGCCUUUAUUAUAAACACUCCCGUUCAUCCAUCCAUCCAUCCAUUAUCUGAACCCGCUUAUCCUGAACAGGGUCGCAGGGGGGCUGGAGCCUAUCCCAGCAUUCAUUGGGCGAAAGGCAGGAAUACACCCUGGACAGGUCGCCAGUCCAUCGCAGGGCACACACACCAUUCACUCACACACUUAUACACUCAUACCUACGGGCAAUUUAGACUCUCCAAUCAACCUAACCUGCAUGUCUUUGGACUGUGGGAGGAAACCGGAGUACCCGGAGGAAACCCACGCAAACACGGGGAGAACAUGCAAACUCCGCACAGAGAGACCCUGACCGAUGGGGAUUCAAACCCAGGACCUUCUUGCUGUGAGGCGGCAGUGCUACCCACUGCAACAUCCGUGCUGCCCACUCCCGUUCAAAUAUAUGCUAAUAUUUUCAGUGAGAAUAUAAAAAUAAAAAUAAAUAACAGUAAAAUACAGUAAGAAAAAAUUAGGAACUAGCAUAAAUGUGAUUGUCAUCUGAAUUGAAACGUGGCCUAUUGUCAUUUGUGUUUGAUAAAAAGCCACCGUUAAGUACAGACAGCGGGUAACAGAUUAGCAAAUUAGCCUCUCAUAUUUGAGGAGAUAAAUGCAUCUUGCACUUAAAUGAUGUGAAACUAUGCAUUUAGUAGUUAUCAUACUUGAUAUGAGCCUUAGUCGUUACAGUCACAUGUCAUGACACGAUUUCUGGAAUUAUGUCAGUUUUGUAGUUGGCGCUCUAGUGAGUUAUAGAGGCAGAAUUUGGACUGGUGUGAGGGAUUUUUCCAGGUUGUGCUUUAAGGGCGUUUUAUAUAAAGUGUCCUUACAUAAAUCAGUACUUGUAUUAUAUACUAAUGCUUUCGCACUGUAUGCUCAUUGUUUUUCAUAGUAGCUAAAUAGUGGUUACUGUGUAAUUACAUUGGCAGUAUUUUUAUUCAUUUAUAAUUUAUUUGUAGCCUGUAUUUUCUAUGUCAGCUGAACUUCUAAAGUGUGGUUUGAUUUGCCUUUUAAACAAUAUGUUUGACACUUGUGAAUUUAAAAUAAAAGCUUAGGUAGCGAAAUCUGUUUCACCCUCUGCCAUCCCGAUGUGCCCCAAUGUAUGCCCCAGUUGGAUGAUCAGAUUCCUGUGGAGUGUCAAAGCUGCACAUGAAAGGUCCUCCUCUGACUCCAUGCUAUGCGAUCUUAGCUGCAGUCUGUGGUGUGAAAAGAAACAGACUGGCAGAUGUCUACAUGCUCUUGAAUUGGUGAUAGGUUUUGUGCAUGAAUGCGGCUAUGGUUGCAUAGUUGGAUAUUCAAAAUUUGGGUUUGAAUGGGACAUGUUCAGCCCACAUUGGGUAAUUGAAAAAAAUUAUAAUAAUAAAGAGUUUUUCUUGUGACAUUGAAAGUACAGCCAGUAGACUUUGAGUAGAGGAAUGCUUAUUGUAUUUAUUGGCUCUGUGUAUCAAGAGAAAAAAACAUGAAGAAGCUGUGGGGGAAAGGAUCGAAAAAUAAAGCCAAUUAAAUCAA